This is a messenger RNA of Dermacentor silvarum, 6394 nucleotides long. RefSeq names its product peptidylglycine alpha-hydroxylating monooxygenase-like (gene Phm). The transcript has 10 exons. Gene Ontology annotation, biological process: peptide metabolic process. NCBI's taxonomy places the organism in Eukaryota, Metazoa, Arthropoda, Arachnida, Ixodida, Ixodidae. Gene Ontology annotation, cellular component: membrane; extracellular region. Bases 82 to 1131 code for a protein of 349 amino acids. Gene Ontology annotation, molecular function: oxidoreductase activity, acting on paired donors, with incorporation or reduction of molecular oxygen, reduced ascorbate as one donor, and incorporation of one atom of oxygen; copper ion binding. The record is from RefSeq and is a predicted model, not a curated record.
UUCGUUCUCCACAGUUCUCCAUACUGUGGGCCCUUGUUAACAUCUGCAUGGUCACCAGCUGUUUGCGAGAACGCUAAGAAAAUGGGAAGAGUCUCUGUUUGCUCUUUACUCUUACAAUGUGUCACAAUUGUGUAUAUGUCAGCGGGCGCAUCGGCGGCAACACAGUUCCCGUUGUUGAUGCCUCACGUUCGACCCACGCAGAAUGAAACCUACCUCUGUACAGCAUUCCACAUAACACCAAACAAGCAUAAGUAUGUGGUGGCAUUCAGGCCUAACGCAACAAUGCACGUGGCCCACCACAUUCUAAUCUACGGCUGUAUGGAACCGGGCUACCGUGAGCAGGAUUCUCCACGGGCAGUGUGGGACUGUGGAGAGAUGAGCAACUCCAACUCAGAGUUCUUCAAAGGGCCGACUUGUGCUAAAGGACCUCAGAUCAUUUACGCAUGGGCUCGGGAUGCUCCACCCCUUUCACUGCCUGAAGGUGUGGGCUUCAAGAUUGGUGGCAAUAGUGGCAUCAAAUAUUUGGUGCUUCAAGUUCACUAUGCUGACACUACUGCUUUCCUUGACCCACACAAGACAGACAUGUCUGGUAUUGUCCUCUCUGUGUUGCCUGGAAAUACACAGCUUGUGAAACGACGAGCUGGUAUUUACCUUCUGGGAACAGGAGGCAUGAUUCGUUCACACCAAACGGAACACUUUGAGGCUGCCUGCCUCAUCGACGAGAACUUGACCCUCUAUCCAUUUGCAUUCAGGACCCAUACGCACAAACUCGGCAAGGCUGUUAGUGGCUAUGUUGUUAGAAAUGGCCAGUGGACUAACAUUGGCAAGCACGACCCAUUGCAACCGCAGAUGUUCUACCCUGCCAACAAGGGCAUCAAGGUCACCAAGGGUGACAUCCUGGCUGCCCGUUGCACAAUGUACAACUUUAGGAACAGAGCCACUUAUGUUGGCUCCACAGGCAAUGACGAAAUGUGCAACUUCUACAUGAUGUACUAUGUGGAUGGAGACAAGAUCCUCAACAGAAAGGACUGCUUUUCGUAUGGGCCGCCUGUCUACUACUGGGGCCGUGACCCACUUCUUGCUAAUGUACUUACUCCCGAAAUUGACAAAGAUGCGAGCACUCUCAAGUAACCGUCUCGCACCCUGGCAUGAGCCAGUGGGAUUUCUGUGUGACCAGUCUUCUUGACUCCAUUUUCCCCCCAUGAUCUGCCGACUUUCCGAACAUCAUUUCUUACCUCCAACUUUGGCUCCAGCACCACUUACGCUGGCAGCAGUAAGAAAUGGCGCGUUCAAGGAGUCUCAAUUGUGAGAACAAAUCUGCACAGUAGUGCCGCCACUAGCACUGGCAGCUUAUCAACUCAAUGUUUGACGAACUUUCAAUGCUCGAGAUGGAAGAUCAGUGCACUUGUGCUACAAGAGCGCUUUCUUUUUCUCUUCUUUUUUUUAUUUUUUUAGUUGUUACAGCAUUAACUCCCUUAUUCGCAAACGAGCCUAGACUUGAGUUUCUUCCUCAAAUCCACCAAGUGGGAGGCUAGAGUGUGCCCUUGGCUGGUGCAGCCGUUGUGCCUCGCAGGCACUCUUCAACGAUUCCUGAACAAUGAUUUCAUAAUUGGGCACAUUUAUGUCAACAUGAUGGAAAUGGAAUAGGGGACAGUUUUCGAUUAACUCUGUCGCAGUGAUUCUUGAGAAAAGUUGUUAAAGCUUGGUGACUGCUUUAGCCGUGGGACUGCACUGCUGUUCUCUUAACGGAGUUGAGAAGGAGACUCGAGUCCAGGCUUGGUGUAAAUAUACGGGUAAGGUUUCCAAGUGUCUUCAACAAAGACAAUCUCUUUGUUUAUUCAAGUCACCCUCCGUUAUUCAUCUUACUCUGAACACUGUGCUCAUAUUUAAUGUGGAACAUCACUUGUUGCUUUUGGGUAGGAACACUUGUACAUCAAGAAAGGCCUGAGCACAGCUAAGCAACAGUUGCGAAUCUUGGUAUUGGUGCAUGUAUAGAUUUUUUUUUUCACCCAGCUUAGUGAUGCGAUGCAACAUACUUCUUUUGGGAGAACUGCUAUCAUCUUAGUUGUGCAAAAACUUGUGACCAGUGCAAAUGAAGACCAGGCUGUGUAAUUUAAAUGCAAACCUGCAGUGUAUGGCAGCCACUGCAAAAUUCUGUUGCAAUUGCAGCACGACUGCAGUACCAGCUUUGCCAAAAUCAAAAUGUUGAGCUAGAAAUUGCGGCAGCCAAAACCUCAGUUGAGCACGACAUGAUGCGAAGCAUUGUUGUUUCUUGAGAAGGGUUCUCAUGAAUCGUGUCAAUUUUCUGGAGUGGAACGGCGACCUCAGUAGUAACAUGUGUGCGAGCAGAUGGUAUGGGCAGCGGGAAUGUCACAGUGGUUGUUGAAAAUGAAAUGUUUUAUUACAUUGAAGUAACUUCAUUUGCUCCGUUUGUGUGGCGCAACGUUCACAUUCUGUGAUCCGUUUUCGUUCCAGUAGGGCAAUGCGAGCCUCAUGCGUCCAAGUCGCAUAACGAUGAUGAGCGGCGUUGGUGCGCUUACGCUUAUGUUCCUCGAACUUGGCAGUGGUGAUAAGUUUCUUGGGGUGAGGCACUCAUGGUGCAGCGCAUUAAGUGUUGGGCUGUUGUGCUUCAGAACCCCAUUUGACAUGGGUGAAGAACUAGUCUUACACGGCUUAAAUUCUGCCCACCACCAGAGAAAUUUUAAAGGAUUUUUUAUUAAUUGAAAAGUGCUCUAAAAGAAGUUAGACAAAAACGAUUAGACAGGUGGCAGGAAAAACUGUGCCACACUCAACAAGAAUGAUUCGCAUUAAAAGGACAGGCGGACAGGAGAUGCGAAAAGGGUGAAUGAGCUGAGUAGGGUGGCAGAUUGGGUGAGGUGGUAUUCUAUUCUUGUUGCAGAGGUGUAUAGCAAAAAACAAGAAGCAGGAUGGUGAAGGGCUUUGUGCUUUGUAAGAUGAAAGCUUUAUCUUUAGUUGUCCUGGUUCCCUGCUCCAUGCUACUAUACACUUCUACAUUGUGAAUAAGCUGAUUGUACUGGCAUCAUAGAUUAAAAAUCCAUCAAGAUGAACUGGACGAAACUGGAUCAGAACAGAUGUACAUGCAAUUACUCCUCACUGUGUGAUGUGCAAUUGCUGUAGGGCCUAUUUCUAAACACAGUGUAGUCCCCAAGCUACAUGACGUGAGCCUGAAUGAUUUUAUUAUGGAGGCAGGCGAGUUUGAAAACAAAAAGCAGCAUCCAGCGAUAUUCCAACUUCACAUUUGAAUUUAUGCUGAUGGCACGUGCAAAAAAAAAAAAAAAAGUGGUUGGGUUGUAGUGCAAUAGGAUUUGUGUGCGCUAAAUAGUACUGCUAAGUUACUAGGUUUGACAUUGAUCACUUUUAAUACAUGACCAUAUAAGUGAUAUAGUGUGAAGACUUAUUUUGUGCAUUUUGGCAAGUUCUUUCCUGUCAUGAGCCUGAUUGCUUGAAAUAAGUAUCCUCAGCAGUGUAGAGGAAGGAAUAUUAUAACAAAUGGCUAUAUGCUUCAUUUCAAUUCCUUGUAUAACUUUGACUCAUCAAAACAUGAUUUUCAUUGCAAACUUGACUUGGAAAUGAAGCAUAGCCCCUACAGUAUUAUGGCAUGGUACUGCAGUUAUGGCUAACUGUGCAAUCUUCAUUUACACCGGUGAUCUAGUUCUGUAGUAAGAAGGUUGGAGGUUUGAUUCCUAGCCAUGGCAGCUGCAUUGUGAUGAAAUGGAAUGCACAAAGAAUGUGUGCCAAAAUUUUAGUGAGCAUUAAGGAAACUCAUGUGGCCAGAAUUGAUGCGAAGUGUUCUGUGAUGGCACUCCUCACAGUCCAGGCACAGCUUUGGGUUGUGAAACCCUUGUGAACAAUUUCUAAAAUCAAGUAACUUGUAUGCGUUCCUGCUGCAGUCUACCACCGUAUUGGUUACGCUAGCACAGGCAAUAAAGCAGCAGGGCUACAAUUUUAAAUGUUUCGGAUAUGACAAUCAGGCCACAAAAUUCAAGGAGUUUGUUCAAGCACUUUGCAGCAAUGUAGCUGUUGUGAGACGAUGCAAGAUGCUAUUGAAGCAAGGUAAAACGCAGGUAAGCAAACCGCAUCACGCUUACAGGUAAUUGCAUGUAAGAGAUGUUGUGAUCUGUCCUUCCUCUUCCUGAGCAUUUCUUCCUGUCUGGUACCCUUGCUUCUGUACCUGCUAUGAAAUACCUCAGAAUGUUUGCCUUUAGCUGGCUCUUAAUUUUUCCUGAGUAAAAGAAAUCCCGUCUAUGUUUCUUGUAAGACACGCCGAAGAUUGUUAUUUUGCGGCAGGUUCUCCCAUGUGUUUCCUUUUUUUGAAAGAUAGGUGAAGUGACUGCUAAGUCUUUUUGGAAUGAGCUUGCAAGCUUUAUGAAAAGCUCAUUUUGUGGCUUGUCAGUGCGCACAGUUGCUAUUGCACUGUAUGCAAAAUUACAGCACAGUAAACUGCCUCGAAGUAAGAUCUGGAUGCAUACGAAUUUUUUUAUUUUUUAUUUCCCAACAUGACAACCCUUCAUGGUUAGCCUUAAUUGCUACAAGGCUUAUAAACCACUUAACAGGCAUGCGUAGUAUCAUGCUCUGUCUACAAAUGAAAUGCAGUCAUUGAGGCUUAGCCUCACCGGUGAUGUUAAAGCAUAGUAGUUUUAUCGGCCGUAUUAACUUGUAAACAUAGGCAUAUUAACUCAAUGAACAAGCAUGGCGUCACAGGCACACAAGCAAACACGAACACAUCUCACUCGAUGACCGCAGAAACUCGCUGUCAAAAUGCUGUUAAUUCCUCACACGAAUGUGUCACAGUGAGAUACUACAAAUUUUAUACUGCUGAAAGCUUAAAGAGUUGGCUCCAUUCCUUAAGCAAAAUGUAGUUUCAUGUUUAAUAUUCCAUACUUAGCAACCACAAAAGAAUGAAAAACAAUUUGGUAAGCCCAAAGUUAGGCGAACCUUUCUAGCAAGUUGUAUUGUUUUUGCCUCAUGUCUGAAUGAGGAAAGCACACCUGAACAACUAUUACAUUGACAGUCAUAGAAUGUUACUAUAUGACCUUGGGGAAUAUAAAGAUCUUGGCACAUCAUUGUUGGGAUGUGUACGGCUUUCAUUAUGCAUGUAGUGUGUCUCCCCUUACUCUCCCCCCAGAAAACACACAUCAAUCAACAUGCUUGCAAUCUCUACAGCUGAGGUAUUUCUUGGUGCCCUGUUACAACACAUCUUAUUCUUAUGAUACGUAAUUGCUUUCUACGGUCUUGGUUGCACACUGUUUUAUUCUUAUGUGCUAGUCAUUGAAUAUAUUCUAAUGUACUUAACUGACAUUGAAGUACCGUCUUUUAAAAGUAAAUGGGCUACAUUGCUUGUGAACUGCCAUGCUGACUACAGGCUGUUUAAAAGUGUUUCUGCACUAUGCCAAAAGUUCCAAUGCCCUGGGGAAUGAAAAGAGCUAUCCUACUCCCCAUCAAGAGGUCUGCAGAGUCAGGAGUGGCACAGGUUCUGCAGCACACAUCCAAAUGACACUACUAUGGUGAAGACAUGAGUAGCCCAUAUACUUUUGACAAAGGCUGUACAUACGAGAACUGAUGUUGCACAACUGCUGCUGGAGCUUUGUUUUCGUCUGAUGACACCAAGGCUAUGUGGCCUGUUGUGAUGCUGAGUGGCAGUGUCAAGUUGGUGUUCUACAUUUUUUUGCAUGGUACCGGUAAAUUUUAUUUCUAAUGAGUUCUUAAAAUUUUACAUUUUGAACAGAAGUGUCUAGAUGGAGAGGGGACCAAUGAAGAUGUUUACUAUCACACACUCCAGAGCACUGGUUACAGCCAGUGUUACAGCUGUUCUGCAAACAAACUAAGCAGUGACAUUCAGCUGACAAGCUGUGAUCAGACUUUUAAGUCCAGCAGCAGCACAGAUGCUCUGUAGCAAAGUCUUUUGCAUGGUUGAACAAAAGGCUUGCGUAAGUAUGUGAGGUUUUGAUUCAUACAUCUAACAGUUGUUCGGAGUGUGACCAAAAACAAGACGGGCAUACCUGUUCUGGUUCACUAAGCCCUUUGAUGCUGGUAGCAAUGCACUUACCAUGUUGUCCCUGUGAUCUUAAUAAUUAACUGUGUGGCAUUUUGAGAACAUAGGAACACUCAUUGUGCCUAUUAUCUCUAGUACAUACAUUCCAAGAAGCUUCGUGAUUCAAGUGUUCGUAUUACAAAGUGUUAUUUCUUCCUGGUCAUUGACAACCUUGAUGUGUAAAAAUACUACAGAACUGACAGCUCUUGUUCUUAGUGUUUAGCCGUAACUAAGAACUGACCUGUGCAUGUUGUACAUAUGUGUGACUAGUGCCCGUUUCCCUAUGCUGUUAAAUUGAUGUCAAGAGUAUAAGCAGUAAUAAAUCUUAUUCGUUGCACUGUC